AUGAGUCAUGCAGUGCUCGGCGGAAGUCCUGAGCAGUAUUGGCCCGGGGCUGGACGUAGCCAGCCGGACGGUGUGGAUACAUCUGGCGCGUGCUCCGUAGCUAGCCCGCUGCGGGAUACGGCAUCGGAAGCCACGGUGUGCACCGAGGCGAGGCUGGCAGAUGGGGCGACCGUCGCACGUCCGCCCCUGGCCGGCACUGCGGUGGGCGGCGGCGCCGGCGCCGGGGCGGCUUCCGAAGGGAAGCGCCAGGUCGGUCAGUUCAAUUACGGGCGCGGCCAAUUAGCAGUCCCUGCUGCCAGGGUCAGGGGCGGGGGCGGCGGGGGUGGCGGGGGCGGCCGCGGCGAGUCAGGGCCAGCUGCAGUGAUCUACUUUAUGCAGGACCGCAGCACUAAGCGAAAAAUAAGACCACCUAUUAGUCAGCUGAAACUGACUCCCACUCCCCCUCCUGCCCCCCACCACCACCCCCCGCCGCCACCAGCACAGACCCUCUUUGAUAUAGUUAAAGAGGGGAGUACUGAACGUUAG
Molecule: messenger RNA, 525 nt
Organism: Schistocerca nitens (vagrant locust)
Lineage: Eukaryota; Metazoa; Arthropoda; Insecta; Orthoptera; Acrididae
Product: alanine and glycine-rich protein-like
Exons: 3
Coding region: 1-525 (174 amino acids)
Source: RefSeq, a predicted model, not a curated record